GCACACCAGAUGGAGCCCGUGCACGCAACUAUCGGGGAUCGUCGUCUUCGUCAGUCCUCUCAUCAUUCCCCGCGUUUGCAUGAAUACGCUAGAAGCGCAUCGUAUUAUCUUGCCGUAUCGCAUUCCGCUGAUGCACCUCCGUUUACAUGUAUGCGCAUCUCACUGGCUGGCAAGCUAGCGCUAUCUAGUGUCACAUUUGAAACUGAGCGCCCUACUUCCGGUAAACAUGCUUCCGCUAUCCCGCGCCAACAAUCCGAAAACGAUACCAUACGUACCGAAUGAGCUAUGUCCUUCAGCGCGUUUCUGCCUCUGCACGUCCUCCUUCUCUUUUCUGCGUGGAUGAAUUUACGUGCAGUUCGGUUUGCAUUAGCACUUAUCCGCUACCAAAAGUGCUGCCGGAAAAUACGGCUGCUGCACACUCAAGCUUUGCAACUUGGCGCCAGUGCCACAACGGCGUCGACUGUCAGGGGAUUGGCCCUGAGGCAAGAUAGUUUAUCGAAGGAGCGGCGCAAGCGGGCUUUCUGGGCAAGAACAAGAUAUGGUGAAUGGUGGCGUAGCAUCGUCUUAGAAGAAUUCACGGACAGUGACUGGAGCGACAAUUUGCGCAUCAGCCGAGAUUCAUUCUAUGAGUUUGUCUCUCUCAUGGGAGAUUACAUGUCACCAAAAUCUGGCUGAAUGAAAGCGCCCUUCCCCCUGGAAAAGAGUGGCCGUUGCAUCGUACAAGCUAGCUAGUUGCUCAAUAUUUCCAGUUCGCCCAAAGCAUUCCGUGCGAGUUUUCCGCCAUGGAGCCCAGCGAGGUGACAUCGGAAUGCGAUCCUUUGUUGCCGAACGAGCCUCCUGUCGCCUGGAUGUCCCUACCACCAAGGAACCUCGACAAGAACAAGAGUGGCCAGAUCCUGAACAGCGAUUCACGCAACGUGAUCCUCCCCUGCAACACGUAUUGGCGUAACGGGGAGCCUGAACACAGCGUGGAGGCCACGACCAAGUUUGUCGCCGAGAUGCUCGGUGUCAGCGAAAGCACAGUGUUCAAGGUGAGGAGGGAGGUCAAAGCGUCGCAUAUUUCGGGUGGCAAACGGUCGACGCCUUCGCGAAAGCGCCCACGAAAUGCGAAGAAAAGAAGACGUAGCACGAAGUAUGACAGCUUCACGUUGUGCGCGCUGAGGUCAUGUGUGCACGAUUUCUUUCGCCGCAACGGGAUACCGACGGUCGAGAAGAUACCUAACGAGUUCUCGAAGCGUAUGGAUCUCCCAUCACUGAGGUGGUGUACUGUGUGUCGCCCGCUUGUCGAGAUCGGAUUCAAGCACGAGAAGAGGAGCCGCAAUUGUCUGCUUAUCGACCGGGAUGACAUCGCUGAAUGGCGGAAUCGCUACCUUCGUGACGUGGAGCGCUACCGGGCGGAAGGCCGAAAGAUCUUUUACCUGGACGAGCCAUGGGGGACGGCGGGACACACUCGGUCGAUCGUGUGGACGAACGACCGAGUGCAGACGCCUAUACGCUCGGACGAAGCGCGGACGCCUGUACGCUCGAGCAAAUGGCCUGUCGACGGUAUGAAACAACCUUCUGGAAAAGGCCAGCGCCUGAUUGUGACGCACAACGGCAGCGAGGAGGGCUUCGUCGACGGCUGCUUAGAUGUAUUCCGAGGCCAAAAAACGGGCGACUACCACGAAGAAAUGGACGGUAAUCUCUUCGAGGGAUGGUUUAAUGGCGUUCUGCAGAAGUUGCCUGCUGGUAGCGUCAUUGUUUUGGACAAUGCACCUUACCGUUCCCGGGAGACGAGAAAUUACCGACGACAGCUGGAAGAAGGAAAAAAUACAGGAGUGACUCAAAAGCAAAAACAUCACCUACAGCCAAAGGGUGGUUAAAAUGCAGCUGCUUGAGUUGGUAGCAUCCGGAAAGCCACGCUUUCUGAGCUACAUCUAGACAAAGCAGCUGAAAGGGCCGGUUGCAUUGUACUCAGGCUCCCACCACACCACUGCGAAUUUUAUCCUAUUGAGCUCGUGUGGGCAAAGGUCAAAAAUGGCAUCGCUGCGGACAACAGAGUCUUCAAGCUGUCCACGGUCAAAGAUGUCAUGACGGGAAAAUUCAAGCACGUAACGGCGGAAGACUGGAGGAAGAACAUUCACCACGUGAUGGACCUGGAGGCAAAGUUCAGGCUUGAUACGUCUGGAAGUGACCACGUCGAACCCAUCAUCAUCCAACUGGUUGAAGAUGACACUGAAGAAAGCGACUCCGACUGCGAGCUGUCCGACAUUGAGGCACUCGAUGAAGCAUAACAGCUUCUUAUUAACGGAAGAACAGCCUUUAUUAGGGCUACGAAAAUUUUGGUGGUGGGUUCACAGCAGCCAAGCAUUCUCCCGUGACCUCUCAAAUAAAUAAGCAGUUCAUUUGGUGA
Messenger RNA from Dermacentor andersoni, 2392 nucleotides. RefSeq lists its product as uncharacterized. The record is from RefSeq and is a predicted model, not a curated record. NCBI's taxonomy places the organism in Eukaryota, Metazoa, Arthropoda, Arachnida, Ixodida, Ixodidae. Gene Ontology annotation, molecular function: nucleic acid binding.